Molecule: messenger RNA, 2274 nt
Organism: Dioszegia hungarica
Lineage: Eukaryota; Fungi; Basidiomycota; Tremellomycetes; Tremellales; Bulleribasidiaceae
Exons: 3
Coding region: 1-2274 (757 amino acids)
Biological process (GO): regulation of DNA-templated transcription
Molecular function (GO): zinc ion binding; DNA-binding transcription factor activity, RNA polymerase II-specific
Source: RefSeq, a predicted model, not a curated record
AUGUCCUUCGGUACCUCGGCUCCAUCUCUCUCAUACUCGUCCGCGUCCACCUCAUUCGGAGGCGAAAUCGGUACCGAUCUUACCGCUGUCGCUCAACCCAUUGCCACCGGUGACAAUCCCUACGGAGGAGGGUGGAUCUUUGAGAAUCCCUUCAUGCCCGGUCAAUCGGUCACACGCGCGCUCGGAUCCGGAAACGCGGUGGGCGGACAAGGCGGCAUGGAUACCAAGAUCGGCGGCGAUACUUCGGCUGCGAAGGGAGAACAGGCGUUGGAAAUGACAAAGGCGUACAGCGUGAUGGGAGCCACAGUCGGUCUGAACGGGAUGAUGGACGCCUUGUCGCAAGGAGGCGCAGAGAGGACGCGUCGGAUGUCUGCGCUGGACAAGGAGAUUCAGGCGGCGCAGUCGAAUGCGGCCUACACUGCGUCGAUGCUCAACAGCACACCCGCUGGACAUGGGACGAGCGGGAUGACUAGCGUGCAGGAGGCGAUGUACACCCUGGGGCAGCAUACGGUACCUCAGCAGCAGUGGAUGGGCUCGCACGGACCCACCGAUGCGCCUGCAGAGUUCAUGUCGUUUGAUCCCAUCGAUUACCCAUUCACCAACAUCCCCACCGGCGCGCGGUACGAUCAGCUUCUUCAGGCCAAACUGGGUCUUCCCGCCGCCUCCAGCAGCACCACUCCCACUUCCACCUCACCUGUCAAUCUGACCCACUCCCAGCCCUACACUCGGCAGUACGAUAUCCCGCAGGAGGUACCGAGCACCUGGUCAACGCCCGCCCAGACCAAACCGGUCGCCCCGCCCGUCUCUGCCCAGUCGCUCGCGCCUCCACCAUCCCUCCCUUCAUCAUAUCAUCGACAAGAUCCCAUCUCAUCCCUAUCAUCCCAGUCCUCGCCUGCCCUUCCCCUAAACACGGCACCGAUCCCCUACUCCCGCACGUCGUCAGGCACAUCACAGUACCCCGUCCCCGGCGUCCGAGCGGGAAGCAAUCCCGACCCCUCGUUCGUUCCCUUCUACGCCUAUCAGCAAUCGGACGCCGCCCUCUUCCCAACUGCCACCCCAUCCAAUCCUGUUGUACCUCUGACAUUGCAAACACCCUAUCUCGCGGCACAGAACUACCUCAAUAACCGCGCGCCGGCCAUUAUGGACUGGGGCUACCCCUACCCACAGCUUCAGCAGUACCAACACCCCACCUCGAAGGCCCCGGAUGGGCGGUACCCGGAUCCCGCUCCUUGGUUUAACAGCCAAGGACAGGAUCAAGCGCUCAGCGAGGCACUUUCGCGCAACUAUAACACCUCCCCAUCACACCGUUGUCCGCCAGGAAUAUCCCCGUACGCUGCCCCGCCUACGUCCGCGACCGGGUGCUACGAUGCCCAAUCCGCCCUCUUCCCCAGCGACAGGUCUGCCAGCUCGGCGUUUCGUACGGCUCAAUCUUCGCCAUCGUACGAGACCAACCCGUACAAAUCCGAGCAGCGCCCUCAGUACCUGCACGACUCGCAGCAGUACCACUCGGCCGGUAGCUCCUCGACGCAAAGGUCGCACAGCUUCGGUCUCCCUCCUCCGUCCACAUCCCCAUAUCUAUGGACAUCGAUCAAUCCCACGCAGACCGCGCCCGUUGCAACUGCUUCUAGGUCUUCCCCUCCAAUCAAGCGCGAGGCGGCAUCGCAUUCUCCAACCCACCCGCUCGUGCCUUCCUCGGCGCCGUUGGCAGAGCUGGACAAGCCCAAAAAGAGGAGGGUGAAGUCAACGGGGUCAACGGAUGUACAGGAGACCAAGGGCAAGAGCGAGGGCGCGUUGGGGAAGAGAUGUCGCGACGUCAGUAAUAGUGGCUCGGACAGUCACAAGGGCGGGGAGGGCGCGCUCGCGGAGGACAAGCCGGAGGGAUUGGUGGAUGGCCAGCAAGAAGGAGCCAAGAAGAUUGUUAUCGCUUGUUAUACUUGUCGAGCCAAGAAACUCAAAUGCGAUGGCGCUCGACCACGAUGUCAUCACUGUGCGCGCCGAGACGAAGAUGUAUGCUCGUACGAUGCCGCACUGAAACGGCGGGGACCGGGCCGCAAAACCAAAGAACGGGUCUCGCUUGGCUCCCAGGCCGGUUCGACUAAGCGCCCCGGGGCUCGACCCAAAAAGGCUACCAAGUCGGUCGAGGCUACAGCGUCUCUCCCGCCUGUCCCGCCCAUUGGGCCGGUGGAGGGUUAUUAUGAGCGAGGUGGCGGGUAUGAGGGUAGUUCCGGGGCGGGAUCUGGCGACAUGGCGGGUCACGAGGCGAGCCGUCAGUGA